This is a messenger RNA of Penaeus indicus, 2301 nucleotides long. RefSeq names its product beta-galactosidase-1-like protein 2. The record is from RefSeq and is a predicted model, not a curated record. Bases 170 to 2164 code for a protein of 664 amino acids. Gene Ontology annotation, molecular function: beta-galactosidase activity. NCBI's taxonomy places the organism in Eukaryota, Metazoa, Arthropoda, Malacostraca, Decapoda, Penaeidae. Gene Ontology annotation, biological process: carbohydrate metabolic process. The transcript is spliced from 12 exons. Gene Ontology annotation, cellular component: vacuole.
UAUAUCGCUGAGUCAUCGUCGUCUGAGGCGGCGGCCGAGCGCGUGUGGCCCCGACUCGCUCGCCGACUCAAGUACUCAUCCCGACGAGUUGAGUCAAGCUGCGUCUUCGUUUGGCCGCUGUUGCUCUCUUAUACCCGCCUUGAAGACGCCAAUUCUCGUGGGGAACAAAAUGCCACUUCUUGUAGGCGGCGUCUACGACACCUUUGGAGGAGGCUACCGGAAAUAUGGCCUAGAGCAAAAGGGAAGUUGUUUUACCCUCAACGAGCGCUCCAUCAGGAUAAUGUCGGGAGCUUUGCAUUACUUUCGAGUCCAUCCCGACCAGUGGCCCGACCGCCUGGCUAAGCUCCGGGCUGCCGGACUCAACUGUGUCGAAACAUACGUUCCCUGGAAUCUACACGAGCCUCGGCAAGGUCAUUUUGACUUCGGGGAUACGGAAGACGCCAUGUCUCCUUUUCUAGAUCUGCCGGAAUUCCUGAAGGAGGCCCAGAAGCAGGACCUAUUGGCUAUCGUACGCCCAGGACCCUACAUCUGCGCCGAGUGGGACUUCGGGGGACUGCCCAGCUGGUUGCUCCGGACGCCCCACCUGCAGGUCCGCACUAGCCAGCCGGACUUCCUCGCCGCCGCCUCUCGCUUCCUGAAGGAGACGCUGAUGAGGAUCAAGCACUUGACCUUCCGAUGCGGUGGCCCCGUCAUCGCCCUGCAGGUUGAGAACGAAUACGGUUCCUUCGGCUACAGCGACCUCCCGCGGGACAGCAAUUAUCUGGACUCGAUUUAUCAGGUCAUGGCCUCAGUCAUACCCGCCAGCGAGGUCGUGUAUUUCACUUCCGAUACCCCUACGUACAGGGGGGACCUCGGAGCUAUCAAAGGAGUGCUCCAGACGGCGAAUGCGCAGACAUCGGUGCUCGAGGAGUUCAAAGAGCUGCACCGCCUGCAACCCAACAGCCCACUGAUGGUGACGGAGUUCUGGUCCGGCUGGUUCGACCACUGGAUGGAACCACACAGGAACCGCUGGCCUGAAAAAGAGUUCUCACGCGCUCUCGAGGAAAUCCUGAAGAGAGGCGCGUCUUUCGACUUCUACAUGUUCUGCGGCGGCACCAAUUUCGGCUUCCUCGCGGGCGCCAACGUGCAGAAGGAGUGGCCUUUCUACGCGCCGGAUGUCACCAGUUACGAUUAUGACUGUCUCCUCACGGAAAACGGAGACUAUACUCCAAAGUACAUGAUCACAAAACAGUUGAUCAGCCAAUAUCAGGCUCGUGUGCGUUCUCCUGCUCCGCCUGAAAAGUCCCCAAGAGUCGCAUAUGACGACAUAGUUUUGAAUAAAAUAUUAAACCUCAACGAACUCAUAGGACAGCUACCACACGUGAAGAGUCCAAACGUAAUGGCUAUGGAAGACCUCCCUAUCAAUGAUGGCAACGGGCAGUCCUACGGAUACACGCUGUACCGCACACGUAUCACUGUACCCAAAGGGGGAGCCACAAUAACUAUCAGGGGGCACGUGAGGGACCUUGCACUUCUUCUCGUCGACCUGAAGCUUGUGUCCCCUUGCAUCAACGAGCCACGUGAUCUGGACGGUUUUGGUACAUGGGUGAAAAGAAACUCUACCUUUGAGCUCUCGAGUGAGUACAGUGGCAUACAUACACUAGACAUUUUAGUGGAAAACAUGGGUCGUGUCAACUUUGGCAAGCCUCAUGACUUCACAAUGAAAAAGGGACUUAGCGAGGGCCCAGUCUUACUCGGCAGUGAAGAACUCCAGGACUGGCUCAUCUACCCGAUAGAAUUCAAGAGUGGAGACAUAAACAGAUUGUUGGGCUGGAGGUCCUACGCAGAUGAAGAAGUGGUAGGCCCAGCGUUGCUUCAGGGGGACUUGGAGAUUCAAAAUGAGCCUGAAGACACCUUCCUGGACGCAUGCGGGUGGGGAAAGGGCGCUGUGUUCGUCAACGGCUUCAAUCUGGGCAGGUUCUGGACAGCUGGCCCACAGAAAACCCUGUACGUCCCUCGACCUCUUCUUGUGAAAGGACUCAAUAAGAUAACAGUGUGGUCGCAGUACGGAGGCCAGGGAGUGGUCAAAUCCAAGGACAGCCAUGACCUGGGUGCCGAAAACCCUACAGGUGUAACCCCGGGCAGUGGGGGUCCUCUCAUCAAUAUUUGCAAGACUCAUGAAUAGUCGAUUCUCGAGUAACCUUGCGUGCAUCUUUUCUAAACUUGCAUAUUAGAGUAGAUGUAGGUGAAUACUUGAAUAUUUUGAGUGAAUGCCAUCCCUUAAGUUUCUGUUGUCAGAGUUGCAUUACAUUCCUCUUAUAU